GCGGGCGGAGGCGGCGGCGGCGACUGUGGGAUGAGCCCGGCCCUGGCAGGCGAUAUAAAACCGUGGCGCCUUUCCGCGCCGCGUUGCAACGUAGUCGGAUCUCCGAGGAUAAUCUUCGUUUCUUCUCUCGCGCUCUCUUUUGAGCACUGCGCUCUGCCCGGUCUAUGGUGCUACCCGGAGCCCCCGGCAUCGUCAUGUCGCGCUCGGAGGAGGUGCACCGGAUCACUGAGAAUGUAUACAAGACUAUCAUGGAACAGUUCAAUCCUAGCCUUCGAAACUUCAUUUCCAUGGGAAAGAACUAUGAAAAAGCCCUGGCAGGUGUGACAUAUGCAGCAAAGGGGUACUUUGAUGCUCUGGUUAAAAUGGGGGAAUUGGCAAGUGAAAGCCAAGGAUCUAAGGAAUUGGGUGAUGUUCUUUUCCAGAUGGCUGAAGUCCACAGGCAGAUUCAGAAUCAGUUAGAAGAGAUGCUGAAGUCCUUCCACAACGAAUUAUUAACGCAGCUGGAGCAGAAAGUAGAAUUGGACUCAAGGUACCUAAGUGCUGCGCUGAAGAAAUACCAGACUGAGCAAAGGAAUAAAGGGGAUUCACUAGAGAAGUGCCAGGGUGAACUAAAGAAACUUCGGAAGAAGAGCCAAGGGAGCAAGAACCCCCAGAAAUACUCCGACAAGGAGUUACAGUUUAUCGAAGCGAUCAGCAACAAGCAAGGUGAGCUGGAGAAUUACGUGUCCGAUGGCUACAAGACAUCGCUCACAGAAGAGAGGCGGCGAUUCUGUUUCCUGGUUGAAAAACAGUGUGCUGUGGCCAAAAAUGCCCUUGUGUACCAUUCCAAGGGAAGAGAAAUCUUGUCACAGAAGCUCCCACUAUGGCAGCAGGCUUGCUCUGAUCCCAACAAGAUCCCAGACCGUGCUAUUCAGCUCAUGCAACAGAUGGCCAUCAGCAGCAACGGGACCGUUAUGCCCAGUCCUCUCUCUACAUCGAAGUCAAACCUUGUCAUCUCUGAUCCUAUCCCAGGUGCCAAACCACUCCCAGUCCCACCAGAACUGGCACCUUUUGUAGGACGAAUGUCUGCUCAAGAGACCAUUCCAGUGAUGAAUGGUGUCUCAGGCUCAGAAGGUGAAGAUUACAACCACUGGUCUGAAAGGAAGCCUCCUCAGCCCAAAUCCUUAACCCCUCCUCAGCCACAGAAGAUGAGCGACACUUACUCCAAUACGCUCCCUGUGCGCAAAAGCGUCAUGCCGAAAAACAGCUAUGCAACCACUGAAAACAAGACUCUGCCACGUUCUAGCUCCAUGGCAGCCGGGUUGGAGAAGAAUGGCAGGAUGAGAGUGCGAGCCAUUUUCUCUCAUGCUGCUGGGGAUAACACCACCCUUCUGAGCUUCAAGGAGGGAGACCUCAUUACGUUGCUAGUGCCAGAGGCAAGGGAUGGGUGGCACUACGGAGAGAGUGAGAAGACAAAACUAAGAGGCUGGUUUCCUUUCUCCUAUACCCGUAUGCUGGACAGUGAGGGAAGUGACCGGCUGCACAUGAGCCAAGGGAAAAGCAGCAGCACAGGUAACCUGCUGGACAAAGACGACAUCCCUCCUCCUGAUUACAGCAUGUCCUCCCGAGCUUUCCAGACGCAGAAUGUCAGCACUUUCAAACAGAGGCCAUAUAGCGUUGCAGUUCCAGCCUUCUCCCAGGACUACCUUAUGCCCUAUGGCUGUGCACUUAAUGAAUAUUCCAGUGGCCUCUGCCAACUGUUACCUGCUUCCUACCAGCCUUACCCUAGGUCAACAGCCGGUGUGGAUGACUACGGAGCAAGACCCUCAAGCAGCGCUGAUGUUGAAGUGGCCAGGUUUUGAGAUGUAUCCCUGACUGUGUGUAGUUGAAUCCUUUUGCCAACGUUCACCUCAAACCAACUGUGACAAAUGACCGUUCAGCUCCCCACAUCAGCUGAUUCCAGGAACAUUGGGCGACGGCGGGUACCUCGCACCUUAAAACCUCCAUUUCACUUGUGUUGCAUUUCUGCAGUGUCCUUAUGCCAUUCACAUGUCUGUCUUCCUACAACUUUAUUUUUUUGUAGCUAAGCCGACGUGUGAAGCCCCAUGCUUGAAAAGCAGUUGUUGGUACAUAAAUUUAAAACAACACAUUUUUUGGUCUUUAAAACAGAAGGGAUAUUAUGAGCCUGGAGUGACAGAGAUCUCAACAAAUUGUGUGAUGCCUCUAUUCUGAAUGGAGAAACAGAUUGAACUAUGAACCAAGCGCUGCGUUCUCCAUCUUUCCCAUUAUAAACUAUAUUCUUCCAAAGACAGAGAAACCAACCUUUGCGCAGUAGCUUAUAUUCUACUUAGCAUUUCUCCUGGCCAUUCUGUAUCAGCACCAUUGAAAUGGAGUUGAAUAACCUUACACCUAGUGACCUGUCAAGAGAAAAAAAGUUUGUGCUGCCCAUUGCCAUGAGCUAGUAAAGUCUGGCAAGCUACUGUCUUGCAUGAAAUAUAUGCCUUCUGCAAUGCACAACUCUGCAGCUACAGCAGCAUCCUAUAUGGACUCUAUAGACCUGUUUUCUAGCUAAUUUGUUCACUACAUCAUGUGUCUCCUGCUCAACAACUUUAUCUGCACCAGUGUUGUAGAACUGGAAGUCAAAAACUAUCCUCAACUUACUUGCAUUUUUAAUGCUCACGGACAGAGUGCUUAAGCUGCAAAACCAUUUGGUUGUGGAAAGUGCAGUCAAGUUGCAGCUGACUUAUGGUGACUUCGUAGGGUUUUCAAGGCAAGAGACAUUCGGAGAUGGUUUGCCAUUGCCUGGCUCUGCGUAGAGACUCUUGGAGUUUCUUGGUGGCCUCUUUUCCAAAUACUAACCAGGGCUGACCCUGCUUAGCUGCCAAGAUCCAAAAAGAUUUGUCUAGUCUUGGCCAUCCUAGUCAGGGCGGAGAAGCGUUUGCACAGUGUGAUAUCAGUACAUGGUGGCGGCAGUCACCCUGUACCCUGCCACUGUGAAGUUGGAAGAGCUCUCGGCUACUGCCCACUGGCAUUUUCAAACAUAGCCCGCCCCUCAGAUGCCAUCAGCAGAAAAGUUGAUUGUUUAGACUUAGACUUAGAAGAUUGGUUCCGAUACAAAACCAUGGCCCUCAGUGGUACAGUAUAGCUAUCCCGUUUCCAAAUGCUGGUGUAUAAAAUGAGAUCUUUUCUGCUGCCAGCUAUGCUGGACUGUCUUCCAGUGGCAGUUCAGCUACCCAAUCUUUUUCUGACACCAGUAAGAAGGAAUUGUGCACCAAGCUGCACAUUUGCACAUUAUGUGUUAGUUCCAGUCUCUCUGUGUGUGUUUAAAUGCAAAGUGGCCACUAGUGGUCUUGACAUGAGUUCCAGCCUUACACAGUCAAACUCCCCUCCCCUCCAGCUGCUUUUCUCCCCAACUGGGAAAAGCUAUGGGGGUCUUCUCUCACAAGAAGAAAAGCAAGUUGCAAGUGAAGUGGUGGCUUUGAAUUGGCAGAUGUUUCCCAAGGACCCCUAGCACCCCUCAAUCCAAAGCCUGACCUCAACUCAAAGAUACAAGUGGCUGCUCCAUUUGUUUUUGAGGGGGAGGGGUGAGGUAUGGGAGUGUUCAGUGCACUCAAGGAACCAUAUUGAGUGUGUAGCUUGUUCUGCAGCUAAAGUAGCUACGUCACAGCUGACAAGAUUUGAUCUCUGGAUAUUUGUGACAACUGUGUUUGUUUAAUUCAGGCUAAUGUUUCAGACUGCUGUAGUGCACUCCUGGUCUUAGUGUUGGCAAACACACAAGAAAAAGGAAGUUACCACAGCUACACACUGAGAAGGAAUCUGACUUAUUAAACUGUGCUCCUGUUUCAAACUGCUGCCUUCUUAUUCUGAUGCCUAGCAUUAAGAAUACAACAAUGUUCAUUCCUCCUUGUAAAAUUCUGCAAAUUGUUGAUGUAGUGGCAGUCUGGCUUGUGGGGAUGAUGGGAACUCUGAUACUGAAUUGAUCAUGUAUUUUUCAGUGGGCCAUGAUAGGGAAAUAUAUCGUUGCUUUUAAAAAAAAACCUCUAGUUGCUUUUAAUGUCCUUCCACAAAAUGGCAAAAGCAGCCACCUACAUGUAUCAACCAUUUUAUAUUCUGAUACAAAGGAAAUAUAUUUUAAGCUGUAAAUUAAAAUAAGAAUGCUGAUCUUAAGUCUCCAGUCUUAGGUGCACUUAAAAUGAAAAUACCCUUGAACUCAAUGGGUCGUUCCUCCUCCUUGGAAUUGCCGUAUGGUUGAUCACAUUCAUUUGAGGAUAAUUUGGUGAACAAGAAGUCGCCAUUCAGCUGUAUGCUGACAUGAGUGGGUAAGGGGAGAGGAAGAACGAUUAGAACAAAUAGACUGGAAUUUAUUGUCGAAGGCUUUCACGGCCGGAUUCAAUGAGUUGUGGUGGGUUUUCCAGGCUAUGUAACCGUGGUCUGGUAGAUCUUGCUCCUACCAGACCACAAAACACUGCAGGUGAAACAUUAGGAACAAGAUCUACCAGAUCACAGCCACACAGCCUGGAAAACCCACCACAACCAAACUGGAAUUUCUUCAAGUUAUCCAGGAUUUAUUUUU
Molecule: messenger RNA, 4552 nt
Organism: Sphaerodactylus townsendi
Lineage: Eukaryota; Metazoa; Chordata; Lepidosauria; Squamata; Sphaerodactylidae
Gene: BAIAP2
Product: BAR/IMD domain containing adaptor protein 2
Exons: 16
Coding region: 165-1841 (558 amino acids)
Biological process (GO): actin crosslink formation; plasma membrane organization; positive regulation of actin filament polymerization
Cellular component (GO): cytosol; nucleoplasm
Molecular function (GO): cytoskeletal adaptor activity; protein binding
Source: RefSeq, a predicted model, not a curated record